Molecule: messenger RNA, 1314 nt
Organism: Setaria italica (foxtail millet)
Lineage: Eukaryota; Viridiplantae; Streptophyta; Magnoliopsida; Poales; Poaceae
Exons: 4
Coding region: 80-979 (299 amino acids)
Source: RefSeq, a predicted model, not a curated record
CUCCGAGGCCGACUCCUCCGCCUUCAUCUCCAUUCCCUUCCCUUCCCUUCCCUUCGUCGCGAGAGAGUGAGUGCGGGAGAUGGAGAAGGCGGCCCCGGUGAGGAGCUCCCACACCUCCACGGCCGGCCUGCUCGCGUGGCCUCACCCCGAUGGCGCUGGUCCGCUGCCAGCGCGCCGCCCUAACCAGGUGACGACCCCGCUCCUCCUGCCGCGCCGCCACUCCCGAUCCUUUAGCUCUUACCUUAUUCCUCGCUCGCUCGCCCUGCAGCCGACGGAGGAGUUGAGGAAGGUGGUGUUCGGGGGCCAGGGCACCGAGGAGGCCGACGGCCUCAACAAGAUGAGGACGGGCUCCGCGCCCAAGUGGAAGGAGAUGACAGGGAGCAGCAUCUUCAAGGCCGAGAGCGCCUCCGCCGCCCCAGCUGCAUCUCGUGAUCGUCAGGCAAGUCAGAUCACUUUUGCUCAGGAAGGCAGCAUUGCUCACAGGAAACCAACUACAGUAGCUGAGGUGGCCAGGCAGCGUGAGCUUAGCCAUACCGUUCAGAGUGAGGGGGGCGGUAAGAUGAAGAGGCAGGUCUCCACUGUAAAAUCCAAGGAGCUCAGCGGCCACGACAUCUUCGCCGACCAGGAGGAUCCCAAGCCCAACAGGUCAAGGAGAUCAAACUAUGGCAGCUCUGCGUUGCUCUCAGCAGUGAAAAAUGCAAAUGUGAGCACCUUCUCGUUCGGAGAGGCCGACACUGACAGCACGGCGAAGACAGCAAAGAAGAAAGGAACCAGCAACAAGCCCGCUGAUUUGAAUGGCAAGGUCAUCUCCGAGAAGGAUUCAGCACCUGCGGUGAAGCAGCCUCUGAACCGCGCGAAGCUGGAAGAAACGACUGGCAGCAGCGUUUUUGCAGACGGGAAGGCCCCAGCGACAGGAGAGCAGUCAGGCCGCCGGACCCGGCCGCCUCCCGGCGGCGAGAGCAGCAUCUCGCUGGCGUAGCGUCUUGGAUGCAUGCAUCAUGUUCUUGCAUUGGGGCCGCCGCACGGGUGGUUGGACGGUCAGUUUGCGGCCUUGUUUUGGUGAUGAUCAGGCGACGAGUCCCAUCUCCAGUCCAUACGACGAUCUGGUUUGCGUUUGGUUUGUCUAUGUGUUGUUUGGGUUGGUUGUGACAUACCCAACGGAACAACCCCAUGGCGUGUGGUGCUCGUUUUGUUGUGCGUACGGUGGAUAUAUAUGUUUGGUAUAAAUAAGAAAUCGGUUACUGGAACCAUGAGUUCGAACCGAGAUCACGUGCAAAGCGCGAAGAUGCAAACUAUUGCACUGCAUUGAUCUCA